AUGCCGUUCCUUUCAAGCGACGCCGUUGAAUUUAAACUCAGCAAUAAUCAGGAACCCUCUGGUGGUGAUAACCUCAUUACAGGGGAUUCUGAUGACUCUGAUUUCAACGAAACCCAACCAAACGGUUUGAAAUGUCGUGCUUGCGGCCAUAUUGUCCGUCCCAUCCAAAAGAUACAAAAUCAUUGCGCUGAAAAGCAUCAAUGGAUCAACCCAAGAGGCAGGGGAAGACCAGCACCGAAUUGCCACACAUCCGCUGAUGAGCUACCAUGGGAGGAACAUGUCGCUUGUCAGCGAUUCUUUCCUUCUGGGGAAGGCAGCAAAUGGUUCCAGGUCAACACACAGGCAAAAGGACGGGCGAGCAGAUCGAAAGUAAAGCCGAGCACCAAGAAGCCGCAAGGAACGCCCCAUGUUCUCACAUCUGAGGCAUCAGCCCAUCUACAACAAGUCAUAGACCGAGAGGCCAGAUAUCGAGAAGCUUUGGGUCAACCACGAUCAAAUACCAAUGACACAGGAACUGACACUUUUGCCUCUACAAGCUUAUGGCUGGACAGAACACAAUGGCCUUCUAUCUACCGAGGGUCCCGAAGAGACGUCCUGCGAGCGUUAAUCAGACUACCCGAUCGCCACUCUCUCAACAUAGACUACAUCUUGGGUCAGGGCAGUUCGGAAGGCGCGCCGGACCUCGUAAGCCCAAGAGAGGACGAACAGAAGAUAUCAUGCAUCAUGAGAGCACUGGACUCUGUAAUAGACCGUUGUGAGGAUACGGUUCUUAGUACCAGUCACAAUCUUCGUUGCUGGCUGCUCAGCUCAAGGCUCCAGAGCCGGCGGGAGAUCGCCUUCAACUUGGUUGCAGAGAAGAGUAGCGAGAUUAAAUACCGGAGAACUCAGAAGCAAUUGCUGGCUUUUGUCCUGCGAGUAUACCGAAUGCCGGAUGGCUCUCGACGAGAAAUGACGAAUGUGAAGAUAAAGCCGGAGAUCUCCACACAGCUAGAUCAGAUAUGGGAGCACAACAUCUGGAACCAUCUCGACGUGUCGGAGGGAACUUGGCCGAUUAUGAAAAGACAGAGAAGUUCCGUGGUAGGGAUAUACUCUGAUCCUACGGGCGGUCAAUCCAUUGACGUUCCUCUCAAUACUCGAGUUUGUCAGGGACCAGGCCGGAAAGAAGGCGUCGAGGAUGACGAGACAGACGAUGAGAACGUUGAAGCUUGGGAACUUGAGGACGACGAGGAUGAUGAGGACGACCAGAGCGACUACGGUGAUUCUGGAUAUUAUGAUGAUGAUUCUGGUGGAUACACAGCUAGAACUCACCAAGGUCUGUUCUCAGGCGUAUCAAAGGACUCUGCUGCUUAUGAAAUCGAUCACUUCCUUCAACUCUUGUUCCAACUUUGUAUCACACUUAGUACCGAAAGCUUUCUCGGCGGGCAGCCAAGCUCCACACUGCUUAUAUAUUUCAGCGGUAUCCUUGGGUUCUCUGCGGAUGGUCAGAGAUUCCAACUCGCUCGUCAGUAUUGCUCAAAACUGUCAGCGAUGAUCUAUGUACAGCGUCUAUUAUUCCUGGAGCAAGCACUGCCUUUGCACGGAUAUGGAGUGCUCGGUAUUCCACAACGGCCGGAAGUUGGACAAUUCGAGUAUUUCGACGAAGUCCGAACCAAGUAUAUGAUUCUAGGCUCGCAGUACCCAUUGGCGGAGCUGAUAAGCCUUCGAGAUUUCGGACGCAACGUUGCACGCACUGAGCCACCAGCCAUGCUCUUCCACUGGAGCAAUGAUGGCGAGACAAUAUCUCAUGGGACUGUUCAAAAGUACUAUGCGAUCGAUUAA
Molecule: messenger RNA, 1818 nt
Organism: Fusarium poae
Lineage: Eukaryota; Fungi; Ascomycota; Sordariomycetes; Hypocreales; Nectriaceae
Exons: 3
Coding region: 1-1818 (605 amino acids)
Source: RefSeq, a predicted model, not a curated record